This is a messenger RNA of Chara braunii, 3272 nucleotides long. NCBI's taxonomy places the organism in Eukaryota, Viridiplantae, Streptophyta, Charophyceae, Charales, Characeae. The record is from the annotation of a GenBank genome assembly.
GCUAGUGAAUUAGGACAGGAAUUCGAAAUCUCUCGCAAACUAAUGCCUUAGUACUUUGGUCCCUAGGAAGUCCUGGAUAUAGUGGGAGAUGAGAUGGAUAGCCCCACAUAUGUCAUUCGUGUCCCUGGACACCUACGCACUCACCCAGUCUUUCAUGCCUCAAAGCUUGCACCUUUCGCUGAGACAGAUCAAUUCCCUUCGAGGAGAUCGAUGCUGCCCCCAACCAUGGAUGGUCAAGUGGACAUCGACGACAUUGUGGAUCACAGGGAUAUGCCUGUUCCGAAGCCGAUGGGUCGCGGAAGACCUCCUAAACCCAAGAGAGAGUAUCGCGUCAGAUUCAGGCAUCAUACGGAUCCAAAAGAAGAUCGGUGGUUUACCAGAGAGGAACUGAUUGAGACAGCUCCUCAGGUGGUGGCAGAAUAUGAGAGACUGCUGAAAGGGAAGGCACCUGCGAACGAUACGGAGAAACCGUAUCUGCAAGCACUCCUAGAUAGUGCUAUAGAAAGGGAACAGGAAGCGGAGAAGGAGAGGAAGGAACAACUGUUGAAAAGUCAGGAGGCCAUCUUGGAAACUGUUCCCUCGCUGACCAAAGAGCAGUGUGGGGAACAACUGCAGUCCAUACUGACCGCUAUCGUCCAAGUCCGGAGGCUUGAAGAUCAUACCACUCAGAUCGCCGACGUCUUCGCAAAAUUGAAGACACUUCAGGAGGAUCUGAUUGAUAUGACCAGCAAGUACCGCGACUUGAUGGUAGAGGUUGCUGCGUUGCGACAGGCCCAAAUAACCAAUCAUCUUCCUCUACCCCCUGGUCCCGGAGCUGCGAUUGAGACUAAUCUUGCCCCUCUUAUUGUAUCUACUUCCGUUGCUUCCUUGAGUGUGAUGGUGAACCCUUCGGGACCUGCAACAGGUGCAGAUUCCGCUGUUGCCGUAACAAGCAACAAGCCAGGAAACUCUACAACUGCUACAGCCCCAAGAUCUGAACCAGCAGGUGCUGGUCCCAGCUAUGUUGGUCCCCAUGUGGACCGAAAGGCGGUGCAAAUACCGUGUAAGUACGACGACAAAGAAGACAUUGCAUCCUGGAUCAGCUCCAUGAGGGCAUACUUCGAGGUGUUGGGAACUCAACCAGAGACCCAGCCAGUGAUCAUGGGAAUGAAUGUCGAGCCGGUUGUACGGGGAUUCCUAGAAGUCCAAGCUACGCGGGCUGGGGUUCCAAAGAUCGAACUGACAAGGUGGCUUAAGGCCACCCCGGUCGCCUUCCUCGAGGAGCUCCUCAUUGCCCAGUAUAAGGAUCCACACGCUGCAGCAAGGGCAAGAAACCAGCUUGACAAAAUCAAACACAGCAAGUGGACGGGCUCCAUGAAAAGCCUGCAAACCUAUCUCAGCAAGAUGUUUGCUACACCUGGUCUUGAACUGACUGACCAAUCUUGUUUGGAUGUGGUCAAGGGCGCAGUCCCCACCAGUUUUACUAAUCGCCUAAGCAGAGACUUCAUUGGGUAUACUGACUGGUUCACUCUAAUGAAGGACAUAGUCAGUCUCGAGGCGGCAGACCUCGUCACCACAUCAGGCAGCAAAAAGCCCAUGGGCGGCAGGCGGUUCAAAGGCAGCAGCCGUUUUGCUGUGCAUGACCUGCUGGAGGCUGAAGAGGAGGCCGAAGCAGAUGACCCCACUCUUGGUGACGACCAAGAACAAGACGCUGAUACAGCCUGUUCAGAAAAGCCCAUGGGGCUACUCGCACCCCUUCCCAUUCCCGAUGGUCCCGGGGAGUCCGUCUCCAUCGACUUCACCGACAUGGGAAAGGUAAGUAAGAACGGCUACUCACAAGUCAUGGUGAUUGUUGACCGAUUCUCUAAGUUUCUCAAUCUGAUCCCUUUGUCGCCACACGCCCCAACAGAAUUAGUGAUUCAUGAGUUCCAACAGAAGUACAUUCUGCAGUUCGGGACCCCGAAGACUCUCGUAAGCGAUCGGGACCCCCGCUUCAUUAGUACUGAAUGGAAGGACUUCACGUCUCAUAUGGGGAUCAGGCUGUGUAUGACAUCUGACCGACACCCUGAAGCCAACAGUUUGGCUGAAGAAAUCAACCAGAUUGUGUUCCAACUUCUCCGCCCUUUGAUUAUCCCGGAUAAGGAAACACGGGAUGAAGAGUUGUAUUCCAUUAGGGGGUUGUACAACAACUCCAUCCAUUCUGCCACCGGCAUGACACCUAACAGGCUGCAUCUCGGCUGGCAGAUCCGUAAUCCACUCUCCUACCUAUUCCCUGAGCAGCCAGUUGGCUUAACACCCGGCAGGCCUGGCUUCAAGGCCAAGUAUGAUCGCUUGCUCAAGGUUGCCAUUGCAGCCAUGACCAAGCGACAACACGCCAUGAUCCAUCACGCGAACAAGAGGCGCCGACCGUCGGACAUUCAGGUAGGAAGCUAUGUCUGGGUCAAGAUAUCUGAAUUCUCAGAAGAAGAAGGGGUCUCUCGCAAACUUCUCCCACUCUAUUACGGACCGUGGGAAGUUUUGGAUGUGAUUGGCGAAGACCACUUUGGCCCUUCGUACGUAGUUGAUGUGCCAGCCCAUCUGCGCACACACCCCGUGUUCCAUGCAUCGAAAUUGUACCUCCACCAUGAUGAUAAGACGUUCGACUAUCACGAAGACAUGAUCCCUCGUGCGAUCAAGGGCGGGCAUGAGAUAGACAGAAUCAAACAGCACGUAGGGAAGGGACACAACAGACAGUACCAGGUUCACUUCAUGUAUCACCCAUUAGACGAUUUGUACUGGAUUUCCAAACAGGAACUGUUACGCAGCGCACCGUGCAUUGUCAAAGCCUGCGAGCGACAAAUCGCCACUAACGUUGUACCUAAGAUCUCUGCAAGACUCACUGCAACAGAGUACUCUAGGAACCUCUUUGCCUUGCUUGCUUAUGAUGCGUUUGUCGAGGACUCAGAAUAAGUUACUCGCUCGAAGGGACCCCGCUCUUGAGGGGGAAGUAGUGUGAUGACCCGUCCAAACAUGGACUGAAACACACAGCUGAUUUCUGAGUUUUGCCCAUAGACUGAAUACCCUGCUGAGUUUCCCGCUUGCUACUAAGUCUGUGUGUGCACGCUUGCUGGACUUCAUGUCUGUCUGAGUGCUGGUUGGCUUGAGUGUGUGUGUGGCCAUUGUCGGCGCGAAUACCCUUACAAGGGUAUCCGCCCUGGUUUUUGCAAGUGACAGAAAACGAGUUUGACCCGGAAUUGUUGAGAAGGCCGCGCGACUUGCGGCAGUGUGAUGACUAUAGGUUGGCUAUGAGGUCU